Grosmannia clavigera kw1407 is the source of this 921-nucleotide messenger RNA. RefSeq lists its product as uncharacterized. The record is from RefSeq and is a predicted model, not a curated record. The transcript has 3 exons. The coding region runs from base 1 to 921 and encodes 306 amino acids. NCBI's taxonomy places the organism in Eukaryota, Fungi, Ascomycota, Sordariomycetes, Ophiostomatales, Ophiostomataceae.
AUGGCUCGACCUGUCGCUAUUCUUCUGGCCCUGACUGCUACACGGGUCUCAGCUUCCUUCAGCUUUCCUAGCUUCCGCGUGGGUGCCCUAGCCAAGGCCACCGACGACCCGGGCUACGAUGCCUGUGUCACGGCUGAUGCCCAGAUCAGCGCGUGCGUGACUGCGAUUCCCUCGGGAGCGGCCCUCUCCGUCUAUGCACAGUGUUUAUGCUGCGAGGAGGCUCUCGAUGUUGCCACGGUCUACGGCGAGUGCGAGACCUACGUUGCUCUGUCGGCACCUACUGCUACGGAACUGUAUACGGUGAUGGCCGGCUUCGACAACUCCUGCCAGAGUGCCAGUGAGGAAGGCUUCUCUUGUAGCGGUGGUGCCACCACCGUGCUAGCCACGGCGACGUCGUCUUUCGUCGUCACGUCAGCCUCCGCCACGGCUGGCCAAACGUUUGGCAACACCGGCUCUCCGCCGGCCUGCACAUCUGUGGCAUCGGUCUACAACUCCUGUUCCAGCAGCUACCGCGGUUUCACCACGAUGGUCGAUCAUGAUGCGGCCAGCUGUGUCUGCUACGAGGGAGGCGAGUACACGACUGCCUUUGACGACUACGUUGCCGGUUGCGUGCCCUACGUCAAGACGGCCGACCCGACAGACUACUUUGACUACUACGCUCUCGAAGGCUUCUGCGCAAGCUACCCGCCAGACAGCGGCACUGCCCACUUUGGUUCUUUCGCAGCCUCGACUACCGCCCCAGUCGCCAAGACCACAGCGGCCGGGACUAGGAGCACGACUACGACCACUCCCUCGACCACGGCCCCCGGCGGAACUGUCACGGUGACUCCGACCGUGGCGACCAAGAACCCCGGCGCACACGUCGUCGCCAACGAAUUAUUUGCCUGGGCAGCCGCCAUCCUUUCGCUGGCCAUGUUGUAG